Physella acuta is the source of this 2281-nucleotide messenger RNA. RefSeq names its product mitogen-activated protein kinase kinase kinase 2. Gene Ontology annotation, molecular function: ATP binding; protein kinase activity. Gene Ontology annotation, biological process: protein phosphorylation. The record is from RefSeq and is a predicted model, not a curated record. NCBI's taxonomy places the organism in Eukaryota, Metazoa, Mollusca, Gastropoda, Physidae.
UUUCAGUUUAACAAAUUGUUUUCGACUUUUACAAAAUAUUUGGGGGAAGACAAUCGAUGUCUGCAAGAGCUUGUAAUAAGCCUUUUAAAAGUUAUUUCCACAAAUGAGGAAGCAAGCCAGGCAAUGGCGCAGGACCAAGAUCUACUGAAAGGAGUAAACUUGUUUCUAUCAAGUAACACACAGACUGGUAGUGACGCCAGAGUUAUAAACUGGAACACUUGUCGAGCUAGUGGAAAUGCUGCUUCUAUCCCAGGCACACCAGAUAUAUACUCUGAAGAGUUCCCUCGAAAUUUUGAAAUUAAAGAUCAACUCGACAAGGGAUCGUUUGGGACUGUCUACCUUGUUGGAGAUUUGGAUAAAACUGAUGAAAAACGAUUUGUUGCUAAGCAAAUUUGGAUUAAAGCAAAACAAGAUACGAUUGACCUCCUUUUUGCAGAAACAAAUAUUCUAUUAAAUGCGAAACACGAAAACAUAGUUCAGAUGCACGGAUAUCAGAUAAAGGAUAUGUCAAUUUUUAUUUUCAUGGAAUUUAUGCAAAAGGGAACGCUCUCAAAGUAUAUAAAGGACAAAAAUGGAUUAAGUGAACUAAAAACUUGCUUAUUCACAAAACAAAUUCUAGAAGGAUUACUAUAUCUGCAUAGCAAAAAUAUUUUACAUUUAGACAUCAAAGGUAAUAAUAUUUUAUUGGAAGACGAGGAUAAAGUCAAAUUAUCAGACUUUGGGCUUUCUAAAAUAAUCAAGAUGGGGCAAGACCUGUCUUCUAUUUCAGGAGGUACCUCACGAUAUAUGGCACCUGAAGUUAUUACAAGUGAAUUGGAAAAUGAAUAUUUUUCAAGAGCUGACAUCUGGAGCGUUGGAUGUACAGUAGUUGAAAUGAUAACUAUGAAAUCACCCUCAGCUUCCGUUGAAAGCCAAUGUGUUUUGUUUAGAGUUGGAACAAAGAAGAAACCUGUUUUAAAGCUACCAGAACACACAUCUAAAGAGCUCAGAGAGUUUUUAGAUAAAUGUUUUACAGUUGAUUUUAAAGAGAGACCUUCAGCUGAAGAGUUACUACAGACGGAUAGUUUUCUAUUAGCAUAGUUAUAGCAUAUUUUAAUGGUAUUUAACUAUUUGUAAGAAGUCUGUAGGUAAAAAGCCAACGUUAAACAUGUUUUUUUACAUCAUACAACAUUUCCUUUCAACGUAUGUAUUGGCUUAAGCGUUUUGUUUUAUUACGUUUAAUGAUCUAAUAUAUUCCAUUUAAACUAAUAACGCACAUUUAUUGUUUACUAAACGGCAUUUUUUUUUAAAAUUGCAGGCGUUAGUUGUUUUACUUAGCAAAAAAUCACUGACAACAUAAUUUAUUGAUAGCAGUUCAGUACUUUUCCAAUCAGCGUUAUAUCUUUAAUAUUACAAGUAAGUUAGUUACUCUUUAUCGAAUACUCCCAUAUUAUUAAUCACUUUCCAAAAUAAUGAGAUAAAGAAAGGUGUUAUCAUUACAUUUCACACGUUUACUAUAUAAAAAGAGAUAUCAUUCAUUACGAUUAGAAUAAUUUAUGUUAGAUGACUUGCAUGUAUGACUUCUCAUGUAAAGAUGUGCAUUUUAGCUGGCUAUUGCUAUAUAUUUUAAAGUUCAUUUUAUUAAAAUAAUGAUGAAUUAACGUGUUUAAAUAAGAAAAUUUUAGAGAGACUGAGUGUCCAGACGUUUUAUCUUUGUAAUCACGUAACUUUGUGUUUUGACCGUCAAGCCUGUCGCACAGUUCUUAUUCCUAGCAUAAUAUCGCAAUGUGUGUUAGUCAUGUGUUAUUAUUUUAAACCCGUUACAAUUGUACUUGACUAAAUACAACUUCUAAAAAUAAUUGUGUAUCUCUAUUUUUGUAUUUUUUUAUUUUAUUUUAGAAGUAUUCAAUGCUCGUGUACAAACCGUAAAACAGUCAAAAUGUACAGUUUUGGUUUCAAGAAAAAAGUGAUAUAUUUUGCUGUAAUUGUAUAUAGGCCUAUGUAUGUAAUUUAUGUACUUCACAACCCGUCGGCUAAUACGCUAAAUAUUAUUAUAAUUUUUUAAAAUGUUUGUACAUUUAAUUCAAUAAUAAGCAGUGCUGCUAAAAUUACAACUGUUUUUAACUUCGAGCUUAUAGCUUUGUUUAAAUAUGUUGGAAAUGCUUGGUCAGACGGUAAAUCGCACGACUGCUCUUUGAAAGCCUCAAGUUUCUAUCCAGGUCGGACGUCCUUUAAUCCACCCAGCUCUCAAUGGUACCAGAUUUACGUUGGGGGAUGUAAAGGCAUAAUUUGGACCAGUAGC